This is a messenger RNA of Pocillopora meandrina, 3255 nucleotides long. The record is from the annotation of a GenBank genome assembly. Lineage: Eukaryota; Metazoa; Cnidaria; Anthozoa; Scleractinia; Pocilloporidae.
CUUUGAUAAACUUUUAAUUGAACUUAGUAAUUUGUGACUCCUUAGAAGAUGCCUGUGAAAAAGAAAAGUGGAAAAUCUAAGUAUGCUCGGAAAGAUUUCGUUCGAUUUUAGAUUAACACAGUCCAAGUUACUCAAAAGUAAGUCAACUUAAAUGCUUGCAGUCUUAUUGUUUAUUGGAAUUUGUUUCGCUUGUAGAUCUGGGGGAAAAAAGAAAGGAGCGAAGAAGGUCAAGAAGUCCAAGGAAGAGCUAGCUAAGGUAUUAAAUCCGUUAAAAAGAGAGAACAAAACAGAAUUAAAAUCUGUUCUUGUCUUUAAAUUUAGCAAUAUAUAGAGAACUCUUGGCCCAUCGAUCAUUGUCUUCGAUGGAAUACGAAAACCUCCUAGUUAAAUUGAGAUUGUUACUUUCAAAGUCAGGUUUUUGUCGCGUGCGAAAAAACAUUCCUGGAUAGAAACGAUUCAUAACAUUGAGGUCGAGCAGUCAUGAAAGAAAAGAGGCAUAAUUUGAUUUCUUGUUCAAAUUGACUCAAAUUCAGCAAAUUAAUCAUCACAACCCUAACGUGUUUUAUUAUAUAAGCCAGGCUUGCCCUGUUGAUAUAAUAAACAUAAUAAAAGAUUUACAUGUGAUAUGUUUCUUAUUUAGAUUUUGUUUAUGUUUUUGUUUGUACAUGUUUAACAUGUUUUUACAUAUAAGCAUGUUAACAUAUUUUUUUGCCUUCCUAGCACCAAAACGAUCUCUAAUUUACUAUUUAAGGGAACCUGACCUUAGCACCAAAGACAUGACACCAUUAAAAUUACUUUUAGUAAGUGAAUAGAAGGGAUAGCUCUGUUUAGAACUGUUGGUGAUGAUAUUAUGGUUGAUCUUUGGAAAACCUGACUAGUUGAAUUGAAGAGUAGUAUUGAAUCCAUUGUGUUUUCAUCGACUUAUUAAAGUUGAUCUAACGAAUCUUUGAGAGCUUGAUGAACUCAUGUUGGGCAGGGAGUAACGUUAUUACAAGAGGAGUCAGUUGGUUUUAGAAAACCAGGUUUUAUUUCCAACUCUCAAGCUACUGUACUAUUAAACUCACUCUUUACUAUGACUUAAGGUUUAGACUAGUCUUUGUCACACACAACAGGCCUUCACAGAUCUACCCUGUCAAAGACAUUACACUAUAGGAUGAACCCUUUUACAGUUAUUGAAACUUUAACAAUUUGAUUUCUUUAUCAGGAAAAACUUGAGAAAGCUGCAGCAGCCUUUGAGGCAGCAGAUGAUCUUCAUUCUGCAUUUGUAGCUCGUAUGGACAAAUGGAUGACUGAUAACUAUGCACGAGCUAUUGAUCUCUUUCGGCGAUUUGAUGUGGAUGGUGAUGGUAGCUUGUCGUAUGAAGAAUUCUAUGCUGGAAUGCGAGAUUUAAAUGCACCAGCAAAUAACUUAGAGCUUUACAUUCUUGCAAAGAAGUUAGACAGGGAUGCCAAUGGCUUGCUAGACUAUCUUGAGUUUUCCAAAGGUUUAAAAUAUUACAAGAAAGAGGAAUGUGUUCAAGAUGAUGGUUUGCCUGUUCUGAAAUUUGAAAGAGAGGAAUUGGAACAAUGCCCCUGUUGUAAACUUGGAUUAUGGAAACCUUCAAAGGAAAAGUUUCCUAGGUAGAGCUGACAAUUUGUAUUCAAUAAUGUCUGUCGUAGUCAAGGAUAAUGUGACCUGAUAGAUAGCUCUCUGCACUCCAAACUGAAAGGUCUUAUGGUUCAACACCUGACUAUGGUCACUGUUGAGCUCUUGAGCAAGACACUUCACUAUUAACAAUUCUUUUCUUUCCCAAAAGUAGAGAUGGUACCAGUUGGGGGAACAUGACAAAGUGCAGGGGGAAGGGGGGUGGGGAAGAGAGUCUUUUUCAUGCUAUGGAAACUGGAAUAAGAUUGAGCAGCCAAAAUUCCCGUCUUAACCUUUUACUUGACUAUUGCCUGUCAAUUAUUCCAGUUACAAGUUAUUAGAAAUAUGAAUGAAAGGGAGGUUAUCACUGAAAAUUUAAAGAAAUUACCGAUAGGCAAAUCUGUAAAUUUGCUACAUUUUGUUUCUAUGUUCAUAAUCACUGAACUAUACACACAAUCACUCUGAAAAUUAUUUCCCCAAAAUGGCACACAGUUGCUAAUGAGGAAUAUCAAUUUAUAGUUUAUAGCCACUGGAAUGUGAUUAUUUUCAACAAUUAUUGACAUCCUUGACAUAGAGCACACUUGAAGUUUGGAUUACAUUUCAACAUAUUUAUACAUCUUAUUUCUAGUUUUUACCUUCAUUUUAAGCAUGACAGGUUAAAAGAAAUUUUCUUACUGGUAGUAGCAGUCAUGUUGAAUUUUCAAGAAUUCCAAGCAAUUUAAAAUGAUAAUGAGAGGUACUACAGAUGGUAAAUGUUACUGUCUGAAAAGGGGAACACUGUAUUCAGAAUAUUGGUUUGUGAAUUAACUGGUGAUUUUUUUGCGACAGGUUUAUAAGCAUGGAACUUCAACUCCUGACAUUUGCCAACUUGCCACAGAUGAAAUCAUAUCCUGGACAUUUCCAGAUAUUUGUCCAUGCUCACAUACCAGUUUAUUCUGUGGAAUCAAUAAUCAAUGAACGAUUUGGAGGAACAACUAGGAAGGUUGUAAUAUACUGCACCUCAAAAGAAGGCAAACGAAUACAGUUAGAUCGUCAUAAGACUCUUGAAGAGUGUGGCUUCACUGGUGGGCCAAGACCAGAACCACAGCUUGUGGAAUUAUUUUACGAUUUUGAUGUAGAGUUUAAUGACUGCCCAAUUCUUAUGAGUGAUCAUUAUUUUACAUAAUAAUUUGCAAGAAAUUGGUAAGCUUCUGAUUACAGUGGAUCUAGCUCAAAAUGUUCUAUAGUCUGUGUAGAAUCUUUUUUGUUACUUCCAUGCAAAACUUGAAUCUUAGUAAAUGUUGAUUUAAGCUUGUGUGAUGAUUGCAAUUAAGCCAUGAAAUAAUUUUGUAAAAAUAGUUUUAUUUGUUAAGUUAUGUGUAUAUAUCUAUAUUAUCUAUAUUUAAAGACCAUUAAAUAUUUUACUUCCUUUUCAUCUACAUCACCACUAGCAAGCUGUUUAAGGCUUUUUGAGUUUUGAAGCCUUUGAACUGAUUUACUGUUGAACAGUGUACAUAGGUUUUCAACUUUUGUGUCACUAAAUCUUAUUUUGUAUAGAUUAAGAUGCCAUAGGUUGAACAAAAUAAAAUAUCGUUUUUACAGAGAUUAAAAGUGAUUGUAGAGUCAUUUACAGACAAAAUUUUGAAAUAAAC